Messenger RNA from Capsella rubella, 306 nucleotides. Its product is annotated as glutathione gamma-glutamylcysteinyltransferase 2. The record is from RefSeq and is a predicted model, not a curated record. Gene Ontology annotation, biological process: response to metal ion; detoxification of copper ion; cellular detoxification of cadmium ion. Bases 41 to 283 code for a protein of 80 amino acids. The transcript has 2 exons. Gene Ontology annotation, molecular function: metal ion binding; glutathione gamma-glutamylcysteinyltransferase activity. Lineage: Eukaryota; Viridiplantae; Streptophyta; Magnoliopsida; Brassicales; Brassicaceae.
AUUAUUGUUUUCUUGAGUUACAUCAGGUCUUGGUGAGAAGAUGCCGGUGGUAGCUUACCCAUCUGGGAAUGAUGUGUUCACUGCUCUUCUAUUGGCUUUACCUCCGCAGAUGUGGUCAGGUAUCAAGGACCAGUCACUUUUGCAAGAAAUGAAACAGCUCAUUUCCAUGGUUAGCCUCCCGACUUUGCUUCAACAAGAGGUUUUGCAUCUACGACGCCAACUUGAGCUACUAAAACGAUGCAAGGAGAAUAAACAAGACGAAGAGCUCUCUGCUCCUGCCUAAUUAAACAUAACAAGAACUCUCUA